Mus caroli (Ryukyu mouse) is the source of this 939-nucleotide messenger RNA. Its product is annotated as olfactory receptor 6C2-like. Lineage: Eukaryota; Metazoa; Chordata; Mammalia; Rodentia; Muridae. The record is from RefSeq and is a predicted model, not a curated record. Gene Ontology annotation, cellular component: membrane. Gene Ontology annotation, biological process: G protein-coupled receptor signaling pathway. Gene Ontology annotation, molecular function: G protein-coupled receptor activity; olfactory receptor activity.
AUGAAAAAUUAUACAGCAAUUACUACAUUCAUCCUGGUAGGACUAACCGAUGAUGCAAAUCUUCAAAUUCUGCUUUUCAUAUUUUUGCUCUUAACCUACUUAUUGAGCGUGAUUGGUAACCUGACCAUCAUCACUCUCACACUGGUGGAUUCCCACCUUAAGACUCCCAUGUAUUUUUUCCUCAGAAAUUUCUCCCUUUUGGAGGUCUCAUUCACAACUGUCUGUAUUCCCAGAUUCCUCUACACAAUGGCGUCUGGGGACAAUACCAUUUCCUACAAUGCAUGUGCCACUCAACUAUUUUUUGUUAUUGUCCUGGGUGUGACUGAGUUUUUUCUGCUGACUGCCAUGUCCUAUGACCGAUAUGUGGCCAUCUGCAAGCCUCUGCAUUACACCACCAUCAUGAGCAACAGGGUCUGCAUCCAGUUCCUUAUUGGCUGUUAUUUAAUGGCUUUAAUUAUUGUCAUCCCACCUUAUAGCAUAAGCUUUAAGCUUGAGUUUUGCAACUCCAAUGUCAUAGAUCACUUUGGCUGUGAUGCUGCUCCCAUCCUGAAGAUCAGCUGCUCCAACACAGAGUUCAUAGAGCGGUUUGUGUUGAUCUUGGCUGUGCUGACACUCAUGUUCACGUUACUGUGUGUGGUAAUGUCUUACACAUACAUUAUCAGAACCAUCCUCAGAUUCCCAUCAGCCCAGCAAAGGAAAAAGGCUUUUUCUACUUGUUCUUCUCAUAUAAUUGUGGUUUCUAUCACUUACGGCAGCUGCAUUUUCAUCUAUAUUAAACCAUCUGCAAAAGAAGGAGUGGCUGUAAAUAAAGUUGUGUCUGUGCUCACGACUUCGGUUGCUCCAGUUAUGAAUCCUUUUAUCUACACUCUGAGGAAUAAGCAAGUGGUUCAAGCUUUCAAAGACAUGAUCAAAAGGAUUGCCUCUUUCAUAAAGAGCUAA